Molecule: messenger RNA, 1542 nt
Organism: Glarea lozoyensis ATCC 20868
Lineage: Eukaryota; Fungi; Ascomycota; Leotiomycetes; Helotiales; Helotiaceae
Product: RNA-binding, RBD
Exons: 1
Coding region: 1-1542 (513 amino acids)
Molecular function (GO): RNA binding
Source: RefSeq, a predicted model, not a curated record
AUGGCACCCUACCCAGAACUUCUCUGGGUCUUUGAUGCUCUCGGGAUCAACCCCUCCACCGCGCCCCCAGGUUUCGAAGACGGCUGGAUUUCCUUCAACGGCCUCAAACCCACUGAAUUCAUCCCCGCGAUUCCACCCCAAUACCGACGCGAAUUUCUCGACAAGCGCGUCAUCUAUGUCACAGGUAUCCCCUCAGAUGUCGCGCCGCCAGCAAUGCGCACUUUCUUCGCGCAGUUUGGGAACGUGGAUAAGUGUAUCGUGGUUGUUGAUCUGAAAUCCGAGGUCUCGUUUCGCUGGGUAGUUAUGGGGUCACAAGACGAGAGUAAGAGGGUGCUCAAAGGCGCUCAUGGCGUGGCAUUUAGGGAGUGGGAGGGGGGUGAGAGGAGGGUCUUUGUGCUGAGGUGUUGUGAGGCUGUUGGGCCGGAUGGGCAUGUUAGGAUUGAUGGGAAGGGAGGGGUCGGGAAGAGAAUCUCGGAAGAUGAGGGGAGAGGUCUACUGGGAGAUGAUGAGAACCAGGAAGACAAUACUCAUCGUCAUCCUUCUCCUGUGAUUGCUAGGGUCAAACAACCGACUCAACCGCAGGACAAUGCAGAAUCUCAGGAGGCAGACGUGUCAAGCAAUAGAGAGGGUUCGGACAGGUCUGAGGAACAAUACGAGGAGGGUUAUGAUCCGGACUAUUGGGAAGUAGAUGCCCAAGAAGAAUCUACAAAGAAAGACUCGGAAGAUCCAGAUCUUCCUACUGUUGUCACGACACCUCCCGAAGGCUUCGUUACUCAAGCUUCUUCAUGGGCCAAUAUUGCAGGAACUGCAAACCCAAGUCAUCAAGUCAUCAACAUUGCACUUGCUUCCAGAGGCCCCGGUGGCCCACGGCUAAAACCUGUCGGUCGAAUUCCAAGUAUAUCAGCUCCUCGCGGAGGAGAAUCUCACGUCCAGACCAUCCGAGUGGUUCAUCUCCUGGGUAUACCGAACAAUCUCAAUCUCCAAGAUAUCUCAAACGCAGUAAAAGAGGGAGCACUUCGCGCCAUUCGCUUUGGCAUAGAUGCAGAAAACGGAAGUCGUUGGGCUGGCAUAGUAUUCCAACAUGCCAGCGAAGCAGAGACAUUCUGGCAAGUGCUGUCACGCGAAAGAAGCGAAGGAAAACCAGAACGUUUCAAGUGCAUAGUCGAAGCCGUUCGCGGCGAUCCAUUUCAACAAGACGAUAUCCUGAGAGCUAUGGGACCUCCCACAUUCGCAAGCCGCCGUUUAACAAUCGUCAAGUCCAGGUUCUUCUUCAUGUUUGGUGAGAAGAACCUCCGAGCUCUGUGUGAGAAGUUGGUUGGGAAGGAGAACAUACAGUUGAUAUGGUUGUAUAAUGGGGGCAAUGCAACGAUUGUUUUUGCCGAUGUAGAGUCGGCUAUGAUUGUCAAGGAGAAGUUGGAUGAUAUGGCUGCUGGGAGGGGUCUGGCCAGUGGUCAGUCUGCUUCGACUUGGGAAGGACUGCAGACGACAUUUUCUAAGGAUCCUUGUGUGGCUCCUCUUGAGUUGAAGACGGCUAUGCAAUAA